Sinocyclocheilus anshuiensis is the source of this 1469-nucleotide messenger RNA. RefSeq names its product probable G-protein coupled receptor 82. Gene Ontology annotation, biological process: G protein-coupled receptor signaling pathway. The transcript has a single exon. The record is from RefSeq and is a predicted model, not a curated record. The coding region runs from base 1 to 1101 and encodes 366 amino acids. Gene Ontology annotation, cellular component: membrane. Gene Ontology annotation, molecular function: G protein-coupled receptor activity. Lineage: Eukaryota; Metazoa; Chordata; Actinopteri; Cypriniformes; Cyprinidae.
AUGGCAAACGAUUCACAUGCUGAAUCUCACCUGUGCCAAACGUCCACUACAAGUGUAGUUCUGCCCAUUAUCUACACCAUUAUGUCUAUCACUGGCCUGCCAGGGAAUGCUAUUUCUCUCUGGGUGUUCAUACGCAAAAUUGCCAUCAAAACGUCCACUCACAUCUACCUGAUAAAUCUAGGGAUCUCAAACUUGCUGCUCUGCCUCACCAUGCCAUUCCAGGCCACAUACUACUCACUUGGGACCAAAUGGCGCCAGCACGACACCAUGUGCCAAAUGGCAAUAAAUGGUCUAACUCCAGUGAUCCACAUCAACAUCUGCAUUGGUGUGAUGAUAUUGAGCUGGGUGGCACUCAGUCGCUUCGCUUCGCUGAUUCAACACUCCCAUGCUGACCGUCCAAGCCGAUGGCUCAAAGUUCUACCAGGUGCCUUUCUCUGCCGAAAACGACAUGCGAAACUGGCCUAUGCGCUGUGCAUGGUCACCUGGGCCAUUGUAACCAUAGCGGUCACAUCCUUUGUGGUGCUGUACUCGAUCAGAGAGGCUAGGAGUGUGGAUGACGGCGACGGAAAUGAAGCGUGUUACAGCGUAGCAGUGGAGGUUGGCGGGGAAGGAUCUCACGUCUUCGCUUUAGUGGCCGUUUCAAUGUUCUUUGUCUUCUUCCUGUUGGUCAUAAGUGCUUACAUGGCAGUGAUCAGGCACAUCUGGAGGUCCAGGAGAAGCGCGGUCAUCUCAGACAGCCAGCGAGUCUACGCAAGAGUGUUUCGGAAUAUUGUUGUCAUUAUGGUGGUGCUGGUGGUCUUACUCCUGCCGCACCACAUCUACAAAGCCAUCUUUGUUCAUAUCGUCAACGAGCUGUCUUGGUCUGCAUCACCUCCAAAAGACGCUUGCCAUCCACUGUCCAUGUACGUGGAGGUGAAGAGCAUCCUGCUCUGUUUAGCAACUCUGCGAUGUAGCACAGACCCCAUCAUGUACUUCCUGCUGGACAAGACGUUUCGUAAUCAUGCGCUUAGCCUGCUGAGAUUACGCACUAGUGCAAAUGACAGUCAGUCAUCAAAGUCUAACAUGGGACAGUUAUCUCAGGCAACAAGUGCAUGCCUUUAGACAUUACUUGAGAGAAAACUGUACACAGACACAAAGGAGUCUCAUUGUGAGCGAUGUUCCCUCACAGCUAAAUGUUGUGUGGAUGCACACAAACAUAAGAAAAGGGAGAAACUUCCUGAACAGAGCUAAAUAAAUGGGCAUCUUUUUAACUGGAUUACUUCUGCAUGUCCAUUGUUCUUCAGUAUGGAUGUGAAGCUGUGAGAACUCUUGUGUAAAAUGAUGCAGUGCUAAGAAAUGCUAUAUAACAGAGGAUAUGUGGAGAGGCACACAGUGGAACCCAAUGUAAACAAGUAUUUUGCAAGUUGCAAGUCCCUAUAAAGUAACCAGAUGUUUUGAAAAGCAGCUACAAGUCAGACUGAUGCUUCCGU